CCCGCGCCCCGCUCCGACCAUGUCCCGCGCGCUGCUGCUCUGGGCCGCCGCGCUGCUGGCGCUCAGUGCCGGCGCCGCCGCGCUGCCCUGCUCGCCGCUCACCUUUGACGAGGACAGCGUGGUGUGCGUGUGUAACGCCACCUACUGCGACACGUUUCCCGAGCUGACGCCGCCGUCCGGCGCUGAUGUGCUCGUGGUCACCUCGUCCCGCGGUGGGGACCGGUUCGCCGUGACCAGCGCCCAGUUCGGCCCGGAGGCGUGCCCGCCGGAAUGGGUCACCGGUGUCCGGGUGCCGCAGGCAGAGACCCGCCAGCAGGUCAGCGGGUUCGGCGGCGCGUUCACGGACGCGGCCGGCGUCAACAUCAACAGCCUGUCUCCGGAGGUGCAGGAUCAGCUGCUGCGCGCGUAUUUCGCCGAGGAGGGUAUCCGCUACAAGCUGGGUCGGGUACCGAUCGCCGGCACCGACUUCUCCGAGCGACCCUACUCGUACGACGACAACCCGGGCGAUGAGUCUCUCGAGCAGUUCGCCCUUACCGAAGAGGACUUCCUCCUGAAGAUCCCUCACAUCCUGGCGGCGCGGGAACUCGCUCCCGACCUGCAGCUCUUCGGCUCGGCCUGGUCGGCGCCGGCCUGGAUGAAGACCAACAACGACUUCAUCGGCAUAGGCUUCCUCAAGACUGAGUACUACCAGCUGCGGGCCGACUACAUCGUCCGCUUCCUGGAGGAGUACGUGGCCAACGGGAUCCCGAUCCAGGCGAUCACCACGCAGAACGAGCCGACCAACGUACUGAACACGUACGGCUUCUGGAACACCAUGGCUUGGACGCCCGAGAUGCAGCGCGACUGGGUGCGCGACAACCUUGGACCUACCAUCCGCGGCAACGCCAACUUCUCCGACACCAAGAUCAUCAUCCUGGACGACCAGCGCAUCCUGCUGCCGGACUGGGUGAACACGAUCCUGGACGACGCCGACGCCGCUCAGUACGUGGAUGCCAUCGGCGUGCACUGGUACCGCGACGGGGACGCGCCGGCCUCGCUGCUCACAGACACGCACAAACUGCACCCGAACGUUCCGCUGAUCGCCACCGAGGCCUGCGAGGGCUCCAUAUUUGAGAAGACGGUGGCACUGGGCGCCUGGUCGCGCGCCGAUACCUACGCCGCCGACAUCCUGGACGACCUAAACAACUGGGUCACCGGCUGGGUCGAUUGGAACAUCGCGCUCGACAUGACGGGCGGACCCAACUGGGCCGGUAAUUAUGUGGACUCGCCCAUCAUCAUAGACGCGCACGGCGACCAGUUCUUCAAGCAGCCCAUGUACUACGCGCUGGGCCACUUCUCGGUGCUGCUGCCGCACGGUACGGACAUCGUCGCCAUGGAGGAUCCGUCCGACAGUCUGAAGGGCGUGGUCGGUCUGCGUGCGGACGGCCAGACGGUGGUGACGCUGCUCAACAGGGCCGAGGAGGCGCAGCAGGUGGUCGUCACGGACGCGACUCGCGGUUCCGUCAGCCUGACGCUGCCCGCCCGCAGUCUGACGUCCGUUCUGUACGCCACUGCCGACUAAGCGCCCAGCCGUAUACUGUACGCCAUUUAAUUUGGCGUCAAUUUUUCUAACGACAAUAUGAGUGGACUUUUAUCGGUUAUGAUACAGAAAUGAGUUACCUCAGUAGGUAGUUGUGGUAUUUCUUCAGUAAUCAGCUUAACGGUAGCCACAAAUGCCAGCACUACCUACAACUUAUGGUCAAUGGUGAACGUAUCGAUGGGCAUUCAUUAUUUGCCCAUAGAUAUUCACGCCUUGCAAGGAACAUAAAUCUCCUUUUAACGCGUUAAACUAAAAUGGGCAGCCUGCUUUUACAUUGCUAUCCAGUAGAUGACAAACCUUUGAUGUAUCAUUCUUUAUUUUGCACAUGCGUGAAAAUUUCACGUGACAAAAGUUAAAGUUUUCAUGCUCGUCAGAGCUGCGCUGACGGACUUAUUUUCAUUGUGAUUCCCAGGGAUUGAUAAGGGUGCAUAAUGUACGAAACGAAUGUCACGCAUGUUUAAGCUCAUACUUACAUAUAUGGCAAAAGUCAAUUAGUCAACGCGUUUUGGUCCUAAUAUAAAUUAUUUUGAAUCAUUGACUUUUGCCAAUAUGUCGCGUAUUUUCAAAAUGUGUGACCUAAGGUUAGGUCAAUUUUGCAACCUCUCCAUGAUAAGUAAAUGGGAUAAAAUGAAACGUAGGUACUCUUUACGAAUACCAUUCUAAACGCGUCGACAUCGUCUAAGAGGUUAAUAGGUAUUGAAUAUUUAAUCGGUAAAUUGGACCCAUGACC
Molecule: messenger RNA, 2309 nt
Organism: Amphibalanus amphitrite
Lineage: Eukaryota; Metazoa; Arthropoda; Thecostraca; Balanomorpha; Balanidae
Product: lysosomal acid glucosylceramidase-like
Exons: 1
Coding region: 20-1561 (513 amino acids)
Biological process (GO): glucosylceramide catabolic process
Molecular function (GO): glucosylceramidase activity
Source: RefSeq, a predicted model, not a curated record